This is a messenger RNA of Parnassius mnemosyne (clouded apollo), 2130 nucleotides long. The record is from the annotation of a GenBank genome assembly. Lineage: Eukaryota; Metazoa; Arthropoda; Insecta; Lepidoptera; Papilionidae.
AUGUCGUUAACACUUUUAUUAGAAAAAUACGAUGUUUCUACUGAGGACGGUUUACAAAAGGCUUUAAAUGAAAUCGAGAAAGAAGAGUCUGACGUCAAUGAAGCCCUAUCCAAUGCUCUGUCGCGUGCAUGCUCUCUGGAAGGAAAGUUACGGACUGCCAGUCAAGCAUACACUAAGCUUGGAGAAGUGAAGAAUGACGCCCAAACUGCAGCUGAUAUGGUGGAGAAGACUGCGGUCCUGGCUCGAGAUGUCAGUGCUAAAGUACGACAGUUGGAUCUUGCACGAUCACGGGUUGCAGAAUGCCAGCGACGUGUACAUGAUUUAAUCGACCUACAGUUGUGCAGUGCGGGUGUAGAAGCUGCCAUUAAAGCACACGAUUAUGAAACUGCGGCGCGGCACGUGGCCCGCUUCCUGAGCAUGGAGCCGGGCUCGGUGGCGGCGGCGCGAGCGCGCGGCGCGCCCGACCCGCGCAGCGACAUGGCGCGAGCCGCGCGCACGCUGCGCGACCACCUCGUGCGCAAAUUUGACGAAGCUGCACGAAAAGAAGAUGACGUAGCAGUGGAACGUCUUUUCAAACUGUUCCCGCAGAUCGGUCAGACUGAGGAGGGUGUGGAUUUAUUAGCAAAAUAUCUCGCUGUACAGACCGAGUCUAAGAUCAGGAAGGCGAGCGUGGUGGAGGGCGGCGGUGCGGGGGGUGCGGGCGGUGCGGGGGGUGCGGAGGCGGUGCACGCGGACGCGCUGACGCGCGUGCUGGAGGCGGGCGCGGGCGCGCUGCAGCGCGUGCGCGCGCUGCUGCUGCACGCCGCCGCGCCGCACCACUUCCCGCGCGCUCUGCUCGUCCUGCAGCCCGUGGUGUGCGCGGGCGCGCGGCGCGUGUGCGGCUCGCUGGCGGCGCGGGUGCGGGGCGCGGGGAGUGCGGGGGGCGCGGGGGGCGAGGCGCGCGCCGCAGAGCCGCAGCUCAGCGAGCUGGCGCUGGCGCACUCGCGCCUGCAGCUCUACCUCGCCUUCCUGCGCCGCAACACUGCGUCGGAUACGGCAAAUUUACCAGAAGCCGAAAGGAAAUCUUGCAUUGAGGCCGUGGAGAAAAUCAUACAGGAAAGUGACCUAAUGCGGACCGCACAAGAUCUGCUAAGUCAUUACCUGGAGCUGGAGAGGUAUUUCUUGGAAGAGAGUAUCAACAAGGCAAUGAAGCUCUCGGCAGCGCAAACGGGGCCGCCAUCCAGUUUGGUGGACGAUGUCUUCUUCAUUGCCAGAAAAGUUAUACGGCGCGGUAUCAGCACGGGCAGCGUGGACGGCGCGUGCGCCGUGCUCAACGAGGCGGCGGCGGCGCUCGAGCGCUGCGCGGCCGCCAGCCUGCGCCGCCGCCUGGCCGCGCCGCCGCUCGACCCGCUGCCGCUGCCCGCGCCGCCGCCCGCCCCGCCCGCCGCGCCCGACGCGCGCGACCUCGCCGCGCAGCGCGCGCUCUACCUGGAGCACAUAAACGAGGCGGAAUCCGGCGCGGAGUGGUCUGAGCGCCUGGCUAGCGAGGCGGUGGGUGCGGGUGAGGCGUUGUGCCGCUGCGAGGUCGAGCGCGGCAAGCUGCGGUCGUGCGCCGCGGGGCUGGGCGCCGCCGCCGCCGCCUUCCGCCACGCGCGCGCCGUGGCGCUGGCGGCGCUGCGGGCCGCGCUGCAGCCGCGCCUGCACGCCUGGGCCGCGCGCCUCGCCGCGCCCGACCGCACAGAGGAGAUGGAAGAGGAGGUGAACGCGUUGACGGGCGCGCUGGACGUGCUGGGCGAGGCGGCGCGCGCGCAGCUGCCCGCCGCCGCCGACGAGCUGCUGGCCGCCGCCGUCGCCGACGUCGUGGCGCGCGCCGAGCACUGCGUGCUGCGCCAGCACUACGACCGGGAGGGCGGGUUGGCGGUGGAGCGGCGCGCGCGGCGGCUGGCGGCGUGGGCCGGCAGCAACGCGGGCGGCGCGCGCGAGCGGUGCGCGCGCCUCACGCAGCUCGCCGCGCUGCUGGCGCUCGAGCGCGCCGCGCACGCGCACCACGCGCUGCAGCCCGCCGCGCGCCUCGCGCCCGCCGACGCGCGCCACGUGCUCGCGCGCAGGACGGACUUCAAGAUGGAAGAAAUCAAACGAUUGAAGCUUUAG